AGUGAAUUCACGACAAACAAACAGCAAAAAAGGGCGAAGUCCGUCCGUUGCUCCAUGAAGGUUGCUUUGGUCACUAGUUGAUUCGGCAGCUGGAAUAUUUUAUCUCUGUUUUAUCGAAUAGCCAGUUUCCCUCAACAACAACAAAUUUGUAGGAUUGCUUCUAAAAAAUGGGUUGUUGUGGCUGCUGCGCUGCCCUGAGGCCCCGUUACAAGCGGUUGGUGGAUAAUAUUUUCCCAGUCAAUCCUGAGGAUGGGUUGGUGCGGAGCAACAUGGACAAGUUGACAUUUUAUUCAAUGUCAUCUCCAGAGAAACUUGAUCGUAUUGGCGAGUACUUGGCCCAAAGAGUUAGUCGUGACAUUUACCGUCAUCGCAAUCCAAUGGUAAUCAUAGCAAUGGAGGCUAUGGAUCAGUUAUUACUGGCUUGCCAUGCACAGUCUCUCAAUCUUUUCGUUGAGAGCUUCCUGAAAACAGUCCAAAAACUGUUGGAAACUACGGAGCCCGCUCUACAAAUAUUAGCUUCCCAAUCGUUUGUCAAAUUUGCCAAUAUUGAAGAGGAUACGCCUUCCUAUCACCGUCGGUAUGAUUUCUUCGUCUCAAAGUUCGCAUCCCUUUGUCAUAGUAAUCACCCCGAAGUCGACGUUUUGAACAGUCUUCGAUUAGCCGGUUUACGUGGUAUUCAAGGAGUUGUUCGUAAGACUGUCUCGGACGAUCUAGUCGAAAACAUUUGGGAACCCGUUCAUAUGGACAAGAUCAUCCCUUCGCUGUUGUACAACAUGCAACAUGCUAGACCAAGGAGGAUUUCAAAUGACGGUAAUAGUCCAAGUGGCCACCCGGAAGAGCAGACGGAUUCGGAGAACGGUGCCCGGAAUAUUGAUCCGUCUUCUUUGGCUGAAAAUUGCUUGCGCGAGCUGGUCGGCAGAGCUUCGUUUGGCAACAUACGAUCCGUCAUUAAACCCGUAUUCAAACAUUUGGAUUUGCACGAGCUUUGGGUUCCCAAUGACUUCGCCAUUUACACAUUCAGAGUGAUCAUGUAUUCAAUUCAGGUUCAGUAUUCUUAUGCAGUUGUUGAAAAUUUAAUGAUGCACUUGGAUACGUCAUCCCGGUCGAGAGCUAAAGUGCGUACCAGCAUGGCGAAUGUUUUAGCCAAAAUAAUCUCUAUCGCCGCUGGAGAGAGCGUUGGUCCGUCGGUGUUGGAGAUUGUCAAUUCGCUGCUGAAACACCUAAAACAGAGUAUUAUGUCAGCGAUCCCGGUCGAUGACGCUGAAGCCGUCGCUGAUGAAAAACAAUUUCAAGAGUCACUUAUCAGCGCCUUAGCCGAAUUUGCUUACCAUCUGCCAGACUAUCAGAAAAUUGAAAUCAUGAUGUUCAUCAUUGGGCGGACGCCGGUUGCAGGAGAGUUUGAUCCUGAGAACGUCCAAGCUGAAACCCUUCUUCAGCAUAUGUUGUUAAAAUGUCUCUUGAAAGUCAGCUACAAAUACCAGUCUACCAACUUUUCCACUUCGCUUCCGCUAACCUUUUUGGACCCUCUUUUACGUACUUCAUUAGGCCAAGACGCUUACGUUCGUGUACUAGUCCAAGAAAUUCUUCACUGUUUGCUCGAUCGGCAUGAAAACCGUUUGAAGCUCAAGAAACCUUGCAUUGACAUCUGCGGUUUGAACCUGGUAUUCGACAAAUGUUCUCGAGCGGAUUCUUUGUUUUACAAAAAUCACGGCAGUCGUAUUUUAGUGAACUUAUCCGAAAGUCUUGAUUUAACCAAUGUCACGCGGGAAAAUAUUGAGGCCAUUUACUGCACAGCAGCUUUAGUUUGUGUUGAGCUUGCUACGGACGAAAUGUUGGUGGAUAUACUACGAUGGGCACUAGCUGUCCAGGAUGUAGCAUUGACUAAUACUAUGCUUCAUCCAACCAACCGCAUAUCUCUUCAUGUUGUUUCCCUUAGCAUUUUUAACUUAGCUUCCCAUACCAUGAAUGUAGCCACGCUGAUUGAAUACAGUGCCCAGGUAGUAGCUGCCAGGACUGCAAAAGCGCCGCUUCUUUUAAGAUUCAACGAGGGAUCGGCUGAAGAAUUUCCACAAAAUGGCAUCCUACCAGAAUGUCUUUUAGACUUUAACACUAUUGCCGACUGCAUGAAGGAAGCUGGCAAAGACAUAAUGGGCAUGAUUCCAUUACAGGGACCAUUCAAUGCCAAUCAGCGGUACUCUUGGGCUGACUCUUCGUUACAUCAGCCAUCCUCUUUCACUGAUUUGAGCAACUUAAACCUAGACGGAUCAGAGAGCAACACUUCCUCCCCCGGAGUAUCUCGAAGGUAUGCAGAGGAAGAGGUGACUUUUGAAGCGCUCAAGAAAGUUCUAGCAGAACCGGCAGAAUCUCGUCGUGAAGCGGAAUACGAAAAAAGACAAGUUAUUUGCGAAAAGUUUCGUAAUACUCCAUUCCAACAACUGGUUGCUAGUUCUGCAAAGAAUGAUGUGCUGAACGAUACGCUGAAUCAGAUUUUGACUCGCAUAUCAAUUAUGCCUUGCGGUCAACCUGAAUUGACCGCUGUGCAACCUAACAACCAGUCAAUGCCGCUAUAUGGCAACAACUUCCCUGAUUUGUUCGUUUACUAGGAGAUUAAUUGUCCAUUAUUCAUAGUGUAUUAUAACCCUAUGAGAGAAAUUUGAACACUGAAAACAUUCAAAUAUUUUGAUGCGUCGUAUUAAGAAUUU
Molecule: messenger RNA, 2702 nt
Organism: Daphnia pulicaria
Lineage: Eukaryota; Metazoa; Arthropoda; Branchiopoda; Diplostraca; Daphniidae
Gene: stmA
Product: protein EFR3 homolog cmp44E-like
Exons: 17
Coding region: 168-2603 (811 amino acids)
Biological process (GO): protein localization to plasma membrane
Cellular component (GO): plasma membrane
Source: RefSeq, a predicted model, not a curated record